AUGAUGAAGUUGUUCGUCGUUGCCGCCUGUGUGGCCGUCGUCGUCGCCGCGGCUGUUGUCGGCCGCGAUUGCACGUCGUGCCGGCUCAGCAGCAUCGAACUCGACGACAGGGUCCAUGGUUCCACCGCCCUGGGAACUGACGGCUGCAAGUACUUCUCACCCAACUGCGGACCGGGACUGCGCUAUUACGUGGGUUUCACAGGU
Messenger RNA from Mesorhabditis spiculigera, 204 nucleotides. Lineage: Eukaryota; Metazoa; Nematoda; Chromadorea; Rhabditida; Rhabditidae. The record is from the annotation of a GenBank genome assembly.